Messenger RNA from Apis laboriosa (Himalayan honeybee), 6887 nucleotides. RefSeq lists its product as uncharacterized. The transcript has a single exon. The record is from RefSeq and is a predicted model, not a curated record. Bases 423 to 2420 code for a protein of 665 amino acids. Lineage: Eukaryota; Metazoa; Arthropoda; Insecta; Hymenoptera; Apidae.
UGUCGUUUCAGCCGCGGUUCUGUACGGUUGUUUGACUUUUGAUACUGUAUUUCAACUACAUAACCGUCGUCUCUGUAAUUACCGGUUAUUUUCGUCGUCUGGAACACAAUCGUUCAUAUGCUACGCGUAUACACAAAAAGUCAUCAUUUACAUUAGCUAAAAUUGGCCGAAUCAGUGUCCAAGUUUUUUGUUUGUUUGUGAAAUCGAUAUGAAGAAGUUCACCAUGACAAUGGGCUAAACCGGUGAUAUUCAGUUCGAGCGUUGAGAACGUUAUCCGGAUUUGGGUCAAUGGAAUAACGUGUUAAUGUGACGUAUUUCAUAUCGAUUGGAAUAUUUCAAUAGUGAGGUGAAGAAUUUUGCCGAUAAUCAUAAUUGAGAAUAUAACGGUGUUGGUAACAUAAGUGAUCGCGGGUUUUUGUAAGAUGAGCCCAGCCUCCCAAGGUGGCGUGGAGGUGGAGCGAUACAUCGGUAGUUGUUUGAUAUCGUCAACCAUUAGACCAGGACCGCAUAAACCGAUCGUCGGUAGGAAACAGGAACCUGUGAUUCGCGGGAAAACGCGAGGCUGUUACGGAAAUCAAAAUUUUCCGAAUGGAACCGAACAAUGCCAGGUGCAAUAUGGGCCUGGUGGUUGGACGGGCGCUCCUUUGAUAUCGAUGACAUCCAGUCCACGCAGAUGUAAUCAAAGAUCAUCACCGUCGCUUGGGCAACAGCAGCAACAGCCAUCAUCGUCGCAGCAACUACAACAACCUCAGCAACAGCAACAGCAGGCUUGCGAGCAGCAAGUAUCAGCUCAUCUACACAAGAAUCCACUUUCUAGAUUAGCCAUUCACACGCAGGGAGCGCCGUUGAUUCUAGCCAAUCGGUUUCACAAUCGCGGCAAGAUACAUAACAACGGGAACGCUAAUGGCAUUACUAAUACGAUUUGUAAUAAUACAGGCGCGGUUAAUAGUUACGUUCACAAUAAUGUGAAUACCCUGACAUCGAACUGUACGAUGAGCAAUACGGUCAGGUGUCCACCAUCGCGGCCUCAAAGGCCAAUAGAACUUGCGAAGAAGCAACAAACGAAUCAGAAAUCGUCGGACUGCACGACGACCAAAGACACAACGGGAACAGGAAACAUUGCGAAUAUCGAUUCGUUGAGUAUCGCGAGCGAUGAAAGUUCGGGAUCGAAUAAUUCUGAGAACAGUUUGCCACGUAUCAUUAAACCUCGAAAGCGCAGGAAGAAAGACAGAAAACCGCCAAACAAUGCGGUCACUUCUGCGGAAGUAACAAAACACGAGGAGCAGCAACAACAGUCGAAUUCGAUUACCGAACAAUCGAACGCAACUUCUUUGAAAUCAUACGUACCAACUUGUUACGAGCAACGUUACGAUGUCGCACCGCCUCACCUUAGAAAUCACAGAAGGCCACCCAUAGCGAGGGAAAGCAGCGUAUACGGUUGUAGAGUGCAAACAACUGGCAUGUCAGUGCAAGAGAUAGACGCGAGGCAAAGGUAUCCACAUCGGCACGUGGAAGUGAAAGUGUUGGACGACAACAGAAACGUCGUGCCUGCGCAAAUGCGUACCGUUCCGCCAAAGGGUUAUAGACAUAACGGUCAUCAUCAUCACCAUAACCACGCCGGUAGUAACAAUGUUCCGCGCUAUCUGCAUGAAUAUAACGAUCUAACGGCGACGACGACGACAACGACGACAACGACGACGACGGCAACGACGACAACGGGUUGUGAAGAGGGCAUCAACGAGGAAUUAGGGCCGUGUCAGUGCCGGUAUUGUGAUCCUUCGGCUCUCAUAUGGGACGUGGAUCAGAACUGUUACUCGCCCUUCUUGACCCCGUCACCGUCGACCGAGUUCUGUCCCGGCCACUUUUCUCAGAUGCCGCUAUUCUUGUCUCGGCCAAGUCUCAGUUGUAAGGAGCAAACUAUCGAGAGGCUUUUCAACGGUGAUAAUUCUCGAACCCAUCAAGAAAAGGACAGCACCGGUAGCACCGGUGUUGUGUUAAGGCGCAGCUGGAGCGACCCGACCAGUUAUUUCAGCGAAGAAAUCAGCACGCCUAGCAAAGAUGUUGGCGUGAUCGGUGAUAGGGGACAGGCAGAGAGUGGGAAACGUCGAACGCUAUGGCGCGGUGAAUCUAUCGGUAUACCUGUGAAUAACAUUGGACUAUCCGGUAUGGAUGUGAAUGGUACCGUACAAUCGCCUAAAGAGCUUGAAGUUUCUACAGAAAUCAUCACAUCGCCGAACGGUCACAGAGAUUUGGAAAUCAAAUUUUACUCGCCUUCGCCGAAUGCACCGAUGGCCGAAGAAGAGAAAGGCAUGUUCGAGAAAGAAGUGGACGAGGACGAAGAAGAUUUCAGCGAUAUUUGGAGCUAUCACGAGUCAAAGCUGCAACAGGAUUUCCGCACGUUACUGCAAGCGGAAGAAUGAACACGGAACGGAGAUUCUCUUUCGAUGUGUCUGCUGGUCCGACUUGUAUGGUGAAAAGAGAGAACAUUCGCGUCUGUCCGUGCUUGAAUACAAUUCUUCGACAGAUUUGUGUGUGCGUUACGCGAGGGGAAGAAAAGCAGUGGCGUGAUGAAUACACGUCGACAUGAGAGAGUGAGCGAGUGAGAAGGACGGAGAGAGAGAGAGAGGGAAAAUUGUAAGUGCGAGCGAAAGAAAGGUGGCUCUGGAAAUUCAAUUAGUUUGUCGAUAGAGGGAACAAAGUUGAAACGGACUUGCGUAGACGCGUGCGCGACCGCGUGAGACAGGAAUUGGUCGCGUUUAACGAUCCGUGUUCCAAAAAUCAUCGAUUCUUUCGCUUCAACGUAUCGAUGAGGUGUGUAACGUGCGUGUGAUUAAAUACGACGACAUACACUCCCCUUCUUCCAUGCCUCUUUCUUCUUCUCCCUUCUCCUUGUCCCUCACAACUUGUCUUCACGAUGACGCCCUCGUUGCUAGCACACCUCGGUGAUUAACAAGUGUAACUGACGGUAACGAGCAAAACUACGUGUCGAACGAUUCUUCUUCCUAACGGUGUACGUUGUAUACACGUAGUAUACGUGACGUGCGUGCACUCGUGAAGCACGCACGAGAGUAGGUUUAAAGGAUUGUACCUUGACGUCGGGAAUACACGCGGUCUGCUUAUCGAUGACAACAUACUACUAAUAAACGGUGGUUGGCUCGCGUCGUGAAACGAAUCGACUUGAACGAUAAACUCGGUGUUUGACUAUCAACCUAAAGUUCUAUACGAGAGAAAGAUUUCUCGAAAAAUAUAGCACGGGCCGAUAUGUAUAAAGAUACAUUACUAAUUAAAGUAAUCGUUUUCGGAUAUCGACAUAUAAUAAUUAAUUUAAAUUGUAGAGUACAAAACAUGAAAAUAUCAUUCAAGUCAAUUUAUUAACAUUCUUUUUCUCUCAAUUUCUUGAAUUAUUAAUUGAUAUUUACAUUUUCCUUGCUUGUAAUUUUUUUUUUAUUUUGUUGAAUUUUAGAAAAAAAUUGUACAAGUCUAACAUCUUUCGAUACCGUUACUCGAUUUAAUUUACGAUCACGCUAUAUCUUGGCUCGUGCUAUACACGACUGCUUUAGUUUAUACACGACUUUUCUAUGCACCUUUAAUCAUUUCCCUUUUCUUUUCAUAUCUUUCUUUUUCUCUUUCUCCGACUGUUUAUCCGAUUUUACUGUUUUAUUUUCGGUAUCGUUCUAACUUUUUCAACGUCACCGUUUACAAUGAGAUAACGCUUCUCUUCGCCGCCAACCAUCGUGAACGGACAAAUAGAGGAGAUGUGACUGUUUAAAUCGUAACGUAGUAAUCAAACGACGCAACGAUGAAUCAUACGCCGAUCAAAGGAACUCGUAUUCUAUAUUUUUUUACCACAAUCACGCGAUGCCCGUCUGUAUUUGGUUAACUUUACUAUAUCCUUUUUUUUUAAAUCUUUUCAUCUUUAUUUGAAAUUUGUGUUCAACAUUAUUCAAAAAAUUAUAUUACGAAUAUUGCAAUAUUUAAAAAUAUAUUGAAAUUUCCGUACUUUGAUGCUAUUUUCAAGAAAAUCUAGAAUAUUUCUUUUAGUGAUUAACAAAAUCUGAUUAAUUAUCUUUUAUUCGCAUAACGACAUAUAAAUUCAUAGACGAGAAUAAGUUAACUGAUUUGAGAUUAUUUCAAAGCUUGUGCACAAUUUAUAUUUAUAUAGUUCUAAGCAUAAAGUUUUGAGUAAAUCAUUUCGAAUGAUCAGAUUGCAAUAUUGAUUAAAUUUUAGUUGUGUUGACAAAUAUAUGUAUCUUUCAAUUAUACAAUAUAUAUUUUAUUUCUUUAUGAUAACACAAUUUUCAAUAAUUUUUGUUAUUUUAACAAUAUUUAAUUAAAAUUUUGUGAUCUUUCUCUCAAAAGUUUUUAUAUGAUCAUGUUAAUUGGAAAUACUUGCGUGUUUCUGAGCUUGAGUUUGUAUUUUAUUCAUAAUAAACAGAGAGCAACUCUUUAUUUCUUUGCAAUACGUUAAAAACUGAAACUGAAAAAAUCUGCUUGAUCGAUAUUAGAAAAGAGAUAGAUCUUUUCCUUUUAGAAUCAAAACAAUAAAAUAUGAAAAAUUAUUUUUAAUGCCAAUUACAAUUUUUAUUAAAUCAAAAUAGAAUACAGAUUCUGUGAAAGUUUACGUUAAAAUUUAAUUUUAAUCGUUUCGUAAUUAUUCAUCGUUUAUUAUUUAUCAAAUGACUUUAUUUCUAGCUAGUAUUCUUUAUAAAUUGUUUUUCACGCAGAGAUCGAUAUUAUCGAAACGAUCACGUAAUCAAAAAUAUGGAACGUGAUCUAAUUAUCAACGGUGAUUCAGACAUGUAACCUUGAGACUUUUAUUUAUUACGACAAAAGGAUAUCGCGCGAAUUUUCAUGAAUUAUAAAACGUAAAACAGUAGAGCUAAUCAAUUAAUCAUACUUGAGCAUUGUAUCGAUCGAAUCGAUUAUAUGGGCAUCGCGUGAUGAUGUCGCGAUAAACCGAGCUACGCUUCUCGGUUUACAGCCGAACGAUUUCUUGACUUAGGACGAGGCCAUUACGGAUUCCGCGAACUUUCAUCGUUUCGUACAUGUGCAGAAACGUGAAGAAAAAUGUAUGACACGUAUACAUAUUUAACAGACACAUACACACAGAGGCAAACAUGUCCUACCACCCAUCAUCUUUUUUUUUUUUUUUUUUUUUUUUUUUUCAUUUAUAUAAGCCUAGAUGAUAAGGCGAUUCACUUAGAUUAUCACCAUUGUCUAUAUGUGUAUAAGAGAAAUCGCGUAUUAAAUCGGUCCGCCUUUUAUUUACUACUUAGACCGUUAGGAAAUAUUAAGACGAUGCGGCAAUUUCGAAGGCAACGAAAGAGCGAGCCGCGAGAAUUACUGACGACUAAUUAGGCUUAACGCGCGUGCGUGCUUCGUUUCGAAAAGGUUUAACCAACGAGAUGCAAAGUCCUACACGAAGAAUCAUAUUGGCAAUAUUUCUCUCUUGCUGGCUCUCAUCAAUACGUAGCAAGUUUUAUUGCUAAGUAGCAACAGAUAAAUAUUGAUGUUGACACUUGUUAAAGCAGCACUAACCGCGUAUCAAAUACGAAACAAAAGAUAAUUGUUGCUGCUUUAAUAACAUCGUCGUUGAUAUUUUUCUUCGAGUAUAAUGUCGUUCGGAUGAUAUCACGUUCGCUCUUGUGUAACCAAAAGCGUGUGUUACCCUAUCGUAUAGCGUAUUUACUAAUAAAUUUGUGUCGACGUUUCUCUCUUAAUUUUUUUUUUUUUUCUCCAUUAAAAAUAUAUCAUAUUUUUCCUUCUUUCUUUCUUUCUUCUUUUUUAUAUAUAUAUAUAUCGAGAUAGUGCAUUAUUCGUUGGCAGCGUUUGUCGAAAAACGAUCAGAUUGCACUUGUAAUCCGUCUUUCCGGAAGAAAGGUUUUCACUUGAGAAUGCAUCGUCAUCGCCGUCGCUACGGAUACACGUUUAUGGAACGAGUUUUCGUAGCUCGAUACAGUUCAAAACGAUAAUACUAUUCGCACCCGAAGCUUGUCCAUUUAUAGUUUUCACGAACGAGAAAAUGUUUAAUUUAUUCGUUAUUGAGUUGUUUAUUUUUUCUCGUUCUUUUUUUUUUUUUUUUUUUUUUAAAGGAAAUCGAGCGAGCAAUGGUAUGCAAACUUCGUGUUUUGUAUUAUUAAAUGUUUGUAGAAUGCAACUGAAAUGAAAGUUGGUGAAAAUGAUUUCAACGUAUAGGGAUGAAAGAAUCAAUGGUAUGCUUUUUAAUCAAACGAUCCAGCUCUUUACUAAGAAACGAAGAGAUGAAAAAUUAUAUUCGAUAUUUAGUUCCUUUUGUAAAAAUUCGAUUGCAAUUGAAUCAGAAUUCAACGAAAAAUAAAUUUGACUUUAGUUUAUAUCGAUCAUAUUGAAUUUCGAUGAAUGCUUUUUCUCGGUUUUAUUUUGCUUUUUGUGUUUGUUGAUUGUGAUCAUUUAUCAAUUGUGCUUUUUGCUAUCUGAUCUUUAAAAAAAAUGAGAGAGAAAGAGAGAGAGAGAAAGAGAUUUGAAAAUUGUCGAAAAUGUUUUGAAAGAGAUCUCACGUUAUUUUAUGAAUAAUAUUUCGAUAUUUUUUUUUACUAUCUGUUUUCAUGAAUGAUUAUUUUUUCUUUUAUUCGAUUCUUUUUUUUUUUUUAUUUAUUUUUUUCACUUUUCAUCGUUUUUAUUUCUGUUUUUGAUACUUCUCCUUCUCUCUCUCUCUCUAUGGAUGUUUUUAUUUUAAACGUUGUUGUUUGACGAUACAAGGUAUUGUGAUAACGAAACGAUGAUACACUCAAUUUUGCUUCGUCGUCCAGACUGAUCAACGCCGAUCAACCAAUGUCGCUAUAGUGCUUUACUGCACUAACUCAAAUUGUUUGAGAAAUUCAAUAAAAAAUGUCUUUAAUUUAAUUUUA